This is a messenger RNA of Stegastes partitus (bicolor damselfish), 1540 nucleotides long. Its product is annotated as gastrula zinc finger protein XlCGF17.1. Gene Ontology annotation, biological process: regulation of DNA-templated transcription. The transcript is spliced from 2 exons. The coding region runs from base 55 to 1233 and encodes 392 amino acids. NCBI's taxonomy places the organism in Eukaryota, Metazoa, Chordata, Actinopteri, Pomacentridae. The record is from RefSeq and is a predicted model, not a curated record. Gene Ontology annotation, molecular function: DNA-binding transcription factor activity, RNA polymerase II-specific; RNA polymerase II cis-regulatory region sequence-specific DNA binding.
GAACAGGAGGGACUCUGCACCAGUCUGGACCAGGAGGACCCAGAGCCUCCACAGAUGAAAGAGGAACAGGAGGGACUCUGCACCAGUCUUGAAGGAGAGCUGCUUAUGCAGAAUCAGGAGAGUGAUGCCUUUAUAGCAACUCCUAGUUCUAAGGAAAGGGACCACAGUGACACAGAACCAAACAGUUACCAGCUACUCUGUCAGAACAUUUUUGUAGCUGAGAGGUCAGAUCAGAAAAGAAGUAAGCAUGCAGACUUAGAACCAAAUACAAAUGCAAAGCUGAAGCCAAUGAAGACACAUCACAGAAACAACAGUCACAGUAACAAUGUAGACAACACUCCCAUGGCUGAGAGUCACUGUGACAGUGACACAGGGAGAAAGACUUUCACAUGUGAGGUCUGUGGAAAAGCCUUUAAAAAUAGGUAUGACAUGAAGAAACAUUACAGCAGUCAUACAGAUGAGAAGCUGUUUGCUUGUAAGUCAUGUGAGAAAAGUUUCAGCUAUAGAGCUCACCUAAAAGUCCACAUGAGAACUCACACAGGUGAGAAACCGUACGUUUGUAAAACCUGCGGAAAAAGAUUUAGUACAGGAGGAAAUUUGACAAUCCACAUGAGAACUCACACAGGUGAGAAGUCGUAUUCUUGUACAACAUGUGGCAAAAGCUACACUGCCAGCACAACUCUGAAGGUCCACAUGAGAACUCACACAGGUGAGAAACCAUAUGUUUGUAACACCUGUGGGAAAAGAUUUUCUGACAAAUCAAAACAUAGAAGACACACAGCAAGUCACAAAGAGGAAAAGCCAUAUUCCUGUAAAACCUGCGGGAAAAGUUUCAGUCAAGGAAGUUAUUUGAAAGGCCACAUGAGAACUCACACAGGAGAGAAACCAUACUCAUGCAGCGAUUGUGGUAGAAGAUUUGGUUGCAGAUCCGUUUUAAAAGUUCACAUGAGAAUCCACACAGGUGAGAAGCCUUACCUUUGUAACACCUGUGGAAACAGAUUUACUGUCUUAUCACACCUUAAAAGUCAUAUGAAAAUCCACACAGGUGUGAAGCCACAUUCUUGUACAACAUGUGGGAAAAGCUUCACUUCUAGCACGUAUCUGAAAGUCCACAUGAGAAGUCACACAGGUGAGAAGCCGUACUCUUGUAAAACUUGUGGGAAAAGUUUCACUGGAGGAAGCUAUUUGAAGGUCCACAUGAGAACUCACACAGGUGAGAAGUCGUCGUCCUGAAACAUCUGUUCUGUGGAAACUAGCAUUUAAACAGGUUAAAGAUUUACAGCAGCUUCAGACUGUGCUUCAACAGUAAUUGUGAGGAAAUAUGUCAGCAGACCUGGAUGAUCAGACCAGAUGGAGUCUGGACUGUGGUGGUGGUGGAGCCAGGAGAAGAUCCAGGCUGAACAUCUGGAUAUGUCAUCUCAGACGCCUGUGAGAAGAUUUGAAGCCCAAAAGAAUCCCCCUCCUGAAUGACCUUAACCACUGGCUUAUGUAGGGGGCUGUUCACGUAAACCUAAGACCAAAUGUACGGUUCACCUCCUGA